This is a messenger RNA of Prunus avium (sweet cherry), 3416 nucleotides long. RefSeq lists its product as uncharacterized. Gene Ontology annotation, biological process: protein phosphorylation. The record is from RefSeq and is a predicted model, not a curated record. Gene Ontology annotation, molecular function: ATP binding; protein kinase activity; protein binding. Lineage: Eukaryota; Viridiplantae; Streptophyta; Magnoliopsida; Rosales; Rosaceae.
GACCAACUUGCAUUGGCUAGCCAAAAGGCAAAGAGUCUUUAUUUAAGAAUCCCUCCAAAAAGCAGACAUGCCCAUACCUCUUAAACCUACAUAGCCUCUUUCUCCCAUACCAAUUAUCUUCUCAGAAGAGUCAGAACCAGCAAUGGCAUAUCUCCCAAUUUUCUUCCAUCUGUUUGUCCUACAUUUGUUCAUGAUCACCUUGCUGCAUUCAUCAUUUCCCACUUUUGCAGCUGCGUUCACCUUUUCCAAUGGAACUGAGACUGAUAGGCUUGCCUUGCUCGCCAUCAAAGCUCAAGUAAUCAAGGACCCCCAUGGAAUUUUGAGCUCAUGGAACGAUUCACUCCAUUGCUGCAACUGGACAGGUGUCACUUGUGGUCACCUUCAUCAACGAGUGACCUCACUGAACUUGAGCUCCUAUCAGUUGGUAGGCUCACUCUCUCCUCACAUAGGAAACCUCACCUUCCUUUCAGGCCUUAACCUUGAACUCAACCACUUCCACAAUGUGAUCCCACAAGAAAUUGGCCAUCUUUUCAGGCUCAAAUACCUCAACUUGUCCAACAAUUCGUUUUCCGGCGAAAUCCCAUCUAAUCUCUCUGCUUGUUCUAGCCUCAUCUGGCUUCGUUUGGGCUUCAACAAGUUGAUUGGAAAAAUCCCAUUUCAGCUGGGGUCAUUGCAGAAGCUUGAGAGAGUUCAACUUCACUAUAACAACCUCAGUGGACUACUUCCAAGCUCUCUAGGCAACCUUUCCUCUGUAAAAUCUCUGUCUCUGGCAGUUAACAGUUUGGAAGGAAAAAUACCAGACUCAUUGGGCCGCUUGAAGAAUUUAGAAUUUCUGGGACUUGGCCUUAAUCAACUUUCUGGUAUGGUUCCUCCCUCAGUUUACAAUCUUUCAUCUCUUGCAAAGUUUAGUUUGCCAUACAAUCAACUAGAGGGGAGUUUGCCAUCAGACUUGGGCUUCACUCUUCCUAAUUUGCUAGUGUUGAAUUUAGGCCACAAUCUAUUCACUGGACCCCUACCAACAUCAUUGUCCAAUGCCUCAAACCUUCUUGAAUUUGAUACCAAUGGAAGCAAUUUCACUGGAAAAAUUACAGUUGAUUUUGGAGGCUUAACUAGUCUGUGGUGGCUGGUUCUUGCUUCCAAUUCCCUAGGCACAGGAGAAGCUGAUGACUUGAGUUUCUUUAACUCUUUAAGUAGAUGCAGGAACCUGCAAAUUCUUGAUCUAAGUGAUAACCAAUUUGGAGGUGUCUUGCCUAAUUCCAUAUCCAACUUCUCAAACCAACUUGUGUCAUUGAGACUGGGAAGAAAUCAAUUAUCCGGAAGCAUCCCUAGUGGUAUCGAGAAUAACUUUGUUAACCUGACUGAAUUAACAAUGGAGAAAAAUAACUUCAGUGGUAGUAUUCCUGCUAUUAUUGGUAACCUUUGGAUGCUAAGGAGAUUAGAUUUAUCUGAAAAUGAGUUUUCUGGCCAGAUUCCAUCAUCACUAGCCAACAUAACUCAACUAUAUGCUCUUUAUCUUCAAAAGAACCGCUUAACGGGGACUAUUCCUUUGAGUUUUGGAAAUCUUUCAUACUUGCAAGAGCUAGACCUUUCUCAGAAUCAUCUCAAUGGAACCAUACCCAAACAACUUAUGAGUCAGUCUUCCCUAACCAUUUCCCUUAACCUUGCUCAUAAUCAAUUGACUGGUUCCCUGCCCUCAGAAGUUGGAGCCUUGAAAAAUCUAGGAAACUUGGAUCUUUCUGAGAAUAAGUUGUCAGGAGAACUUCCUAGUAGCCUUGGUAGCUGUGUGUCCUUAGAACACCUUCACUUGGAGGGUAACUUCUUUGAAGGAACCAUUCCUCCAUCUUUUAGUUCCUUGAGAGGACUUCAAGACUUGGAUCUUUCACACAACUACUUAUCUGGCCAAAUUCCAGUUUUUUUUCAGCACUUUUCCCUUGUGAACUUAAAUCUUUCUUUCAACCACUUUGAGGGUGGGGUGCCAACUGGAGGGGUUUUCAAAAAUACAUCUGCAAUUUCAGUGGCAGGAAAUCAAAAGCUUUGUGGAGGCAUACCUGAAUUAGAAUUCCCAGCUUGCAUUGCCAGUAAGCCAAAGAAAAGAAAGAUAUCUCAAGGACUCAAAUUAAUGAUCUUAUUGCUUUCUGGACUUCUGGGACUAGUUUUGGUCAUGUCUCUUCUAGUUAUCCGGCGGUUAAGGAAGAUGAAGGCGAAACCUUCUACAGAUGCUACACCAACUAAGGAAUUUCAUUUGAAGGUAUCUUAUGAAACUCUCCUUCAAGCUACUGGUGGAUUUUCCUCUGCCAACUUAAUUGGUACUGGUAGCUUUGGUUCUGUCUACAAAGGAAUUCUUGGUCCAAAUGACACUGCUGUUGCAGUAAAGGUACUCUACCUACAUCAACAAGGAGCCCUAAAAAGCUUCGUAGCUGAAUGUGAAGCCAUGAGAAACAUCCGGCACCGGAAUCUUGUUAAAAUCUUGACUACUUGCUCAAGUCUUGAUUUUCAAGGUAAUGAUUUCAAAGCUCUUAUCUAUGAGUAUAUGCCCAAUGGAAGUCUGGAGAGUUGGCUACAUCCAAUUUCAGAAGCAGGGGAUGUAGAUGGUGAUUUGAGGAUACUAAGUCUUCUCCAAAGAUUAAACAUUGCCAUUGAUGUGGCCUCUGCUCUAGAUUAUCUUCAUCAUCAUUGCCAAGAUCCAAUUGUUCAUUGUGAUCUGAAGCCUAGCAACAUCCUACUUGACAAUGAUCUGAUUGCUCAUGUGGGUGAUUUUGGAUUAGCAAGGUUCGUUCCAGAAGCUACAACUAGAUGCAAUCUAAAUCAAAGCAGCUCAGUAGGAUUGAAAGGAACAGUUGGGUAUGCUGCACCAGAGUAUGGCAUGGGAAGCAUGGUUACAACGUAUGGGGAUGUAUACAGCUUUGGGAUACUUUUGUUGGAGAUGUUCACAGGAAAGAAGCCCACCAAUGACAUGUUUAAAGACGGAGUGCAACUCCAUAAUUUUGUUAGCAAUGCAUUGCCUGAACAAAUAUCAGAAAUUUUAGAUCCAUUGUUUGUUGAAGGAGGGGGAGGAGAAGAUGAGGAAUUAACUUGUGAAGAGAAAUGUAUUGUGGGGCAGGGAAAAGAUGAGCUGAAUCAGGACUGCCUGAUUGCAAUACUCAAAAUUGGAGUUGCUUGUUCAGUGGAAUCACCUAGAGGGAGAAUGGAUGUUAGCCAUGUUGUCAAGGAAUUGAAACAAGUCAGAGACACUCUUAUUGGAUCUGCAUUGAACUAAGGCCAAUGCAGCAGGUUAACUCUGUCCCGAACAAAUUAUUGAAUUUCUCAAUUCUUUGUAAUGUGAAUCAGAAUGUCUUUUAUUUUCCAAAUGAAAUGAAAAAUACAUUCAUUUUGUUGUAGUUGAUUAGGCAGAGAAUAAGAAGAGCAUAAACAGAAUG